UUUUUUUUUGUUUUGUUUUUGCUUGCAUAGAGUAUCUUUUGUUAUCCCUUCACUUUGAAUCUCUGUAUAUGUUUACAGCUGAGUAUUUCUGAAGGUAUACUCCUUACCCACGGAAAUACACACGGGGCAAAAUUAGAAGAGGCUUCUCAUUCUGCCAACCACUGGACAGCAAGAGAGUUAACCCACAAUGGGGCAAGAAGAACCUCAAAAUAAACAAGGAGGCCAGCAUUACCAGCUGAUCCCGUGGGCUGUUGCUGUUUUUUUCAUCUCACUUCUCAGUGCUUGUUUUAUUGCCAACUGUUUGGUAACUCAUCGCAACUUUCUGCGCUGCAGGAGAGAUACAAGAGUGUUCAAGUUACCAGAGUACCACACGAAGCUGACAUGCACCAGAGAGAAAUCAAAAUUGAAAGGGAGCACCUGGAAUUGCUGUCCUUUUGGCUGGAGAGCCUUCCAGUCCAACUGCUAUUUUUUUCUUACUGACAACAAGACAUGGGCCGAGAGCAAAAGGAACUGCACGAGCAUGGGGGCUCAUCUGGCCACCAUCAGCACAGAAGCUGAGUUGAAUUUUAUUAUUCAAUUUUUGGAUCCACGAUUUUCCUAUUUCCUGGGACUUGAGAACCAUGAAGGCUGGUGGUCCUUGGUGGACAAAACACCAUUUAACCCACAUAAUUUAUUAUGGCAUGAGGGUGAACCGAACAAUCGGGAAGAAAAUUGUGUUGUCCUUGUUAAUGUUCAAGACAAAUGGGCCUGGAAUGAUUUUCCUUGUAACUUUGAGACAAAAAGGAUUUGUAAAUUACCUGGAACAGCAUUCAACUAGAAACCUCCAAAGGAGUCCUUGUAUGGGGACAGAAAAGAAGAACUAAUUAGACUAGGGAAGAAUGUACCCACACCGUUGGGACAGAGAAAACCUGCUGAGAAAAUAGAACACUUUCAGUUAUGAUGGCCUUAUUUAUUUUUGUUCUAUUCAUUCAAGAUAAUGUGUUUUUGUGUGGUAUGAUGGCAGGAAUCAUCUUUUCUGUGAGAAUCCACUUUCAUGAACUUUCUUUUCUUGACAGUAUAUCAGAGUACUUCUUUUUCAGUUGGUAUGCAUCGAUUACAUACCGAACACAACGGCUCAAAUAAUGCAAUCUCUUAGUCAUUGUUUUCUUCUGCUCAGAUUUUUAGCUCUUAAGAUUCAAACACAGGGUAUUCCAACUGGUAGUGGUAUGCCAUUAUUUUAGC
This is a messenger RNA of Callorhinus ursinus (northern fur seal), 1221 nucleotides long. RefSeq names its product C-type lectin domain family 4 member D-like. Lineage: Eukaryota; Metazoa; Chordata; Mammalia; Carnivora; Otariidae. The record is from RefSeq and is a predicted model, not a curated record.